GGCGCUUCCCCGUCUCCUCUUCCCGAAACGCCUCCGCCAUCAGGGCGCCUGAAGCCGGCUUUUCUUUGGACUCCUGCGCGCUGCACAGCGCCGCCACCUGAGUUCAGGCGGGGAGCAGUGAGACCAUAUCUUCCUCUGACUCUCUCCUUGGAGAAAAAACAGUCUGAGUUUCUUCUCCCUGAUCUCAGCAUGUACUUCACUGAGCCCAACACAAAUUUUGCCAGCAGUCAGUGCUAAAGAGCUGCAUUAUAUGUAAUCCCAGAUUCGCAUUGUGAAGAGACACUGUUGAAAGUGAAGUCAGAAGACCGACCAGCACAAUGCUAGCCUUCUUGGGCUCCCUGCUGGCACUCUCCAUAACCAUCCCUCUCUUGGUAUUCAUGGCUGCUCCUUAUAUCAGGAAGUAUAUUGCAGGAGGAGUGUGCAAGUCUACAGUGAAGCUGAAUGGAAAAGUGGCUGUAAUCACAGGGGCCAAUACUGGCAUAGGGAAGGAAACGGCCAAAGAUCUUGCAAGAAGAGGUGCCCGAGUCAUCCUUGCUUGCCGUGACAUGGUGAAAGGAGAAGCAGCUGCAUGUGAAAUCCGAACCAUGACUGGGAACCAGCAAGUUAUUGCAAAGAAGUUAGACUUGGCAGACACCAAGUCUAUUCAGGAAUUUGCAGAGAAUUUCCUAAAAGAAGAGAAAGAGCUCCACAUUCUCAUUAACAAUGCAGGAGUGAUCAUGUGCUCCUACUCUAAGACAGUCGAUGGCUUUGAGAUGCAGUUUGGAGUCAAUCACUUGGGGCACUUCCUUUUAACGUUCCUAUUGCUAGAGCGCCUGAAGCAAUCUAGUCCAGCUCGCAUUGUGAAUGUGUCAUCAUUGGCUCAUCGUAUUGGGAAGAUUAGUUUCCAUGACCUCCAGAGUGAGAAGAGCUACAAUUGGGGCCAGGCCUACUGCCAAAGCAAGCUGGCCAAUAUUCACUUUACCAUGGAAUUGGCCAGACGCCUGCAAGGCACUGGAGUCACUGUAAAUGCUGUGCAUCCAGGCUCUGUACUGACUGAAUUGCCCCGUCAAACAUCUACAAUUUAUACUAUCUGGAGGAAUAUACCUUUCUUUUUGAAGACACCAGAAGAAGGAGCCCAGACCAGUGUGUAUUGUGCAGUAGCAGAGGAGCUGGAGUCAGUGAGUGGGAAGUAUUUCAGUGACUGUAAACCAGCAUAUGUCUCAGCUCAAGGCCGUGAUGAAAAAACAUCAAAGAAACUUUGGAAAAUCAGCUGUGAACUCCUAUGCAUCGAGUGGGACUGAACUAUGAACAAUCUUUUGCUGAAGUUAUACAUUUCCAGCAAAUUGGGUUGUUGUUUUUUGAAAACAGGAAUUCAAAAACCCAACACUGUCAUAUAAUGCAACCAAAAUUUAAGGUGUAAUUAUAUGAGGUUCAAAAUGGAGACAAGAGACUAUUCUAAAGCUAGUUUCAUACACACUUCAAUUGUGUAACAAGAUUAAUGCAUUUUCUCACUUGGCAAUAGUUAUGCUACGUUUUUAUAACUGGAUGGGCAAACAUGGCAGGAGGAGCAAGGACCACUUGCUUGUGUACCCCUGCCAACUGUAGUUUAUGACCAUUUAUGAAGCCAGGACUCCUCUAAUUUAGUGGAGACUCUAAAGUGGUGCUGAAACCUUUUCAGCUGAAAGCAAAGCGUUUCCUUAGCUGAUGAAGCUACUUCAACUUCACUUCUGGACAAUUCAGAGCAUAUCUCUGAGCUAGUCUAAUUUUGAAAUCUAAUAGUUAGAAUCUGAGCAGAAGGCUCUGAGUGCAGUGUUACUAAAACACAUGCCAUCUUGGGAAGAAGCUUCAUAUAAACUUUCUGCUCCAAUACUAACACAGAAAGUAUUUGAAACCAACUUUUUAAACUAAAGGAAGACAAGUUUGAACUCUGCACCCUCUCCAGAUGUACGAAGACUAUGUAGGGUGUACUUCCUUACUAGAAGAGGUAUAAGGGGCCAUAUAAACAAUACUUGGGGAGCAAUGAGGGUGACUAGCUUAUAGGGAUCUUUUUUCACUUGACUAGUCUGUUCUUGGUUACAUAUGCAAUGCAUACAGCCCAAAACAUGUCCAGCUGGCCUCUACUAGGGCCAGGGCCUUUAUGGUCCUGGCCCCACUCUGGUGGAACAGGCUCCCUAGAGAGACCAGGGCCCUGUGGGACUUGUUGAGUUUCUGCAGGGCCUGCAAAAUGGACCUGUUCCACCAGGCAUUUGGGGCUGAGUGUGAUUCCAUCGUCCCAGCCUUCAGUGGGGAGGGGGUGGGGUUUUAUUGCCAUCUGAGUCUUAUUUUGGCUUUAUUUUAAUACAUUGUAUUGUAUAGGUUUUAAUACUAUUGUUAUGUAUUAAUACAUUAUGUUGUGCGCUGCCCUGAGCCCUUCGAGGGAGGGCGGCCAAUAAAUAAACAAAUAAAAAUAUAAAAUAAAUAAAAA
Messenger RNA from Sphaerodactylus townsendi, 2443 nucleotides. It is a transcript of the gene RDH12, whose product is annotated as retinol dehydrogenase 12. The record is from RefSeq and is a predicted model, not a curated record. NCBI's taxonomy places the organism in Eukaryota, Metazoa, Chordata, Lepidosauria, Squamata, Sphaerodactylidae. The transcript has 9 exons. Bases 318 to 1280 code for a protein of 320 amino acids.